CGAGCCCCGAGCCCCGAGCCCCGAGGCGGGCGCGGCCAAGGGAGGCGCCCGGUGCCCGGCCCGGCCCGGCCCGGCCCGCGGGAGACGCUCGGGGCGGCCGCCGUGCGGCGCUGCGGGCUGCCGGCCCCGGGGGCUCCGAGCCGGUCGCGGUCCGCUCCAACCGCCGCCUGCCGCAGGUAGCCCGCCGUGGGGCCCGAGACCAUGUUCGACAAGACGCGGCUGCCCUACGUGGCCCUCGAUGUGCUGUGCGUGCUGCUCGCUUCCCUGCCUAUGGCUGUUCUAAAUUUGGGCCAAAUAUAUCCAUUUCAGAGAGGCUUUUUCUGUACUGACAACAGCAUCAAGUAUCCAUACCAUGACAGUACCGUCAGAACCAUUUUGCUGGCCAUAGUGGGGCUUGGCUUACCCAUUUCCUCUAUGAUUGCUGGAGAGAGUCUGUCUGUCUACUUUAGCACCUUGCAGUCGAAUUCCUUUGUGGGCAAUCACUAUAUAGCCACUAUUUACAAAGCCAUCGGAACCUUCUUGUUUGGAGCCGCAGCUAGCCAGUCCCUGACUGACAUUGCCAAGUACUCUAUAGGCAGACUCCGCCCUCACUUCUUGGCUGUUUGUGACCUAGAUUGGUCAAAGAUCAACUGCAGUGAUGGCUACAUUGAGACCUACGUGUGUCGAGGGAAUGCAGAAAAGGUCAAGGAAGGCAGGUUGUCCUUCUACUCCGGCCACUCUUCAUUCUCCAUGUACUGCAUGCUGUUUACAGCACUUUAUCUUCAAGCCAGGAUGAAGGGAGACUGGGCAAGACUCUUACGCCCCACACUGCAAUUUGGCCUUGUUGCUCUGUCCAUAUAUGUGGGCCUUUCUCGAGUUUCUGAUUACAAACAUCACUGGAGUGAUGUGGCGGUUGGAUUCAUGCAGGGAGCUGUGGUCGCAAUACUCGUUGCUGUGUACGUGUCGGACUUCUUCAAGGACAGAAAUCGUUACAAAGAAAGAAAAGAGGAUGACUCCCACACCACUCUACACGAAACCACCACUGCACACACCUACUCAAGCAGCCACCAGCCCUGAAGGGUGUGCGGAACCGGCCAGCUUUCUAAAGGAACCGGUUGGAAGCAGAGGGCAGGAGGAAGGAGGACACACAUUGCUCUCUGGUGUAUAGGCCAUCACAGGACUGCUGCUAUUAUACCUCUAGGAUACACUCACUUUACCUGUGUAUAUAGUUAACAUUUAACACAAUAAGUAUCUAAUAGUUUGAUUGAAAAAAAAUUGAAGCUUUCCACUAAAAACACUGCCCCACCUGAACAUUUUUUAAUCCAAAGAUGCUAUGUACAAAUGUGUAUGUUACAUGCCUUCUUAGAAUGAGAUCUGAUUUAAAUGUAAUAAAAUGCUUAGAACAA
Phodopus roborovskii (desert hamster) is the source of this 1385-nucleotide messenger RNA. RefSeq names its product phospholipid phosphatase 1 (gene Plpp1). Gene Ontology annotation, biological process: signal transduction; phospholipid metabolic process; phospholipid dephosphorylation. Gene Ontology annotation, molecular function: phosphatidate phosphatase activity. The transcript is spliced from 6 exons. NCBI's taxonomy places the organism in Eukaryota, Metazoa, Chordata, Mammalia, Rodentia, Cricetidae. The coding region runs from base 202 to 1056 and encodes 284 amino acids. The record is from RefSeq and is a predicted model, not a curated record.